ACACACCCCUUUCCACAUCUGUGUUACCUCUUCAGGAGUUCCCAGUGGUGGGACAGAGGUCAGCACUAACAGAUACCUGGCAGAGGGGAGCUGCUGCAGGAGAUCCCUCACUCCAGAUUCGUCCCAGAAGGGGACUGUGGUGAUGGGAGAGGCUCUUGAAACUGGUGACAUCUGAAUGAGGCCUGGAAGAUAGAUCUUAAUUGGGAAGAAAGCCACACCAGACAGAACUCACUGUCUGAGAUGCUGUUUUGAUACUUUCGGAGAAAUCAGGGAACAUGAUAAGAAAUUGGCUGCUUGUGUUUAUCCUUUUUCCUCUGAAGCUCAUAGAGAGAUGUGAGUCAACUGUCAGCCUCACUGUUCCUCCUGUUGUAAAGCUGGAAAAUGGCAGCUCGGCCAACGUCAGCAUCACCCUUGGGGAGCCAUUAAAUGCAACCUUGGUGUUCACUUUUGAAAUCACAUUUCAGUCAAAAAAUAAUACUAUCCUUGAGCUCCCUGAUGAAGUUGUAGUGCCUCCUGGAGUGACAGAGUCCUCUUUUCAAGUAACAUCUCAAAAUGUUGGACAAGUGACCAUUUAUCUGCAUAGAAAUCAUUCCAACCAGACCAGCUCAAGGAUACUCUUCUUUGUGAUCCGAAGCAACAUCAUUAGCAUCAUAAACCAAGUGAUUGGCUGGAUCUAUUUUAUGGCCUGGUCCAUCUCCUUCUAUCCUCAGGUGAUCAAGAACUGGAGACGGAAAAGUGUUGUUGGUCUGAGCUUCGAUUUCUUGGCCCUGAACUUGAUGGGCUUCGCGGCCUACAGUGUGUUCAACAUUGGCCUCCUAUGGGUGCCCUACAUCCAGGAACAGUUUCUCCUCAAGUACCCCAACGGUGUGAACCCGGUGGAAUAUAAUGACGUCUUCUUCAGCCUGCACGCAGUUGUCCUCACCGUGAUUGUCAUCAUACAGUGCUGCCUCUAUGAGCGAGGCAGCCAGCGUGUGUCAUGGCCUGCCAUCGGCUUCCUGGUGCUCGCAUGGCUCUUCGCAAUCAUCACCAUGAUUGUAGCUGCAGUCGGGGCAACCACAUGGCUGCAGUUUCUCUUCUGCUUCUCCUACAUCAAGCUCGCUGUCACGCUGAUCAAGUACUUCCCACAGGCCUACAUGAACUUUUACUACAAAAGCACCGAGGGCUGGAGUAUUGGUGGUGUGUUCCUGGACUUCACAGGGGGUAGCUUCAGUCUCCUCCAGAUGUUCCUCCAGUCCUACAAUAAUGACCAGUGGACAUUGAUCUUCGGAGACCCAACCAAGUUUGGCCUAGGCAUCUUCAGCAUCUUCUUCGAUGUUGUCUUCUUCAUCCAGCACUUCUGUUUGUACAGAAAGAAACCAGGCCUUCAGGCAGCAUACACAGGUCCUGACAGCCAUCCCAGGCAGAAUCUGAUGCUGAGCCUGCAACCGAAGGCCUUGCCUCAAACAACCAGUGUUUCUGGGAGCAACUUGAAAGGCUGACCUUGCAAUCAGGAAAGAACAAGGGUGCCUUGCUGUGCCGAUGGACUCAAAGGUGCCAGUAGUGGAGAGUCAAGGACUUCGGGGUUAGGCCUUGCAGUCCAUCCUCUGAAAGCCACAUUCCAGACACCUGCUCAUUCUACGUAACUCCACUUCCAUGACUGCAGUAACAGGGCCUGGUAAAGACUAUUCCUGAGUCCCUGUAAGAUGGUUCUGACUAGUCUCACACCCAGUGCCCUCUGGAUCUUUACCAUAGUCAGAUACCACACUAACCCCUUUCAGUUUUUGGAGGGAUGUUUUGGAAACGGCUUACUCUCUUUUGCCUUCUAUCCUACCUCCACAUUCUGAGAGACAGAUAGGGCCUCAUCUGAGUGCCCCUGUUCCUAACCCAGCACCUGGAGAGCAGGACACACCCUCUACCAGUCUGUGCCUUACAGGCCUGUUAGUCCUGCCAAGUGGUGAGAGUAGCUCCCCUGGAAGGGAGGGCAGGCCCCUUCCCUUUCUUUCUCCAGACCCCUACAUGAGAUUCCAACUUUUUGGUUAUAGAGGAACCCCAGAAAACUUGAGAUCCCCUGAACACAAUGCUUAUGGACCCAACCCUAGUCUCAAAGCUCCUUCCCUCCCACCCCAAGCUGUUAUCCUACAGCAGGAGGAGACGGACCCAGGAUGUGCCUUAUAAAUGCCUUGAGCUUAUCAAUCCACUCUUUUUUUAUUCAAGACCAAUGCAAGGGGCCUGUAUCCUUUUGCAAAACUUGGCUUUUCUGCAUACUCUGAGCAUUUGCUGGAUGCAGAAAGCAGGUAUGCUGGCCUUCAGAACCAAGUCCUUGGGGCUUAGGAGCCACCUUUGCUCUCCUGUGAAGGCAAGCAUGGGGCUGUGGAGUUCAUUGACCCCAGGUGUCUGUAUGCUGAGCCUCCGCUUCAUCAGGGGAAGCCCCUGCUGGAUAGUACAAGACGCCUGCCCGUUCAGGGCCAGGUAGAUCUGCCAGUACCAAGGCACAGGAGCUGCUCAAACCAUAGAUGUGAACAGGUUGGAAUAUUUAAGGGCACUGGAAGGAGGAACAGAAAAGGUCCUGCUGUAACAACUACCAAGGAAUUUAAGGUGCUUUCUCUAGGGGAGAGAUUGCAGCCUUAAGCCCACAGACCUGUUUGAUUUCAGCCAUCAAGUUAUUUUUAUAAUGUGUGUUACUGGGCACUAGACUUUAAAAAUGAAAGAUUUCAAA
Messenger RNA from Heterocephalus glaber (naked mole-rat), 2695 nucleotides. The record is from RefSeq and is a predicted model, not a curated record. Lineage: Eukaryota; Metazoa; Chordata; Mammalia; Rodentia; Bathyergidae.